AUGGAAGAAAUUCUUCAUGAAGGCCGGUUCGCCGGUCUCAUCAUGCAUCCUUCAUCCCUUCCGAAUCGAAAUGGACUCCCAGGAGACUUCGGGAAGAGCGCCUAUGACUUUGUGGACUAUCUUGUUGCCGCAAAGCUAAACUAUUGGCAAGUGCUGCCUUUGGGACCGUGCCGGUACAGUGGGGAGCAGCCCGGUUGCCCGUAUUUAGCCACCAGUACCUUUGCAAUGAACCCACUGUUCGUGGCUGUGGAAGCCCUGGUUGAGGAGAGCCUCAUCUCCGAGGAAGAGGUGGCGCGGUUUCUGAAAGAUUCAGAGAGUGAGGAAAAGGGUGAAUCACCAACGAAAGGCUCUCGACAUGUGGAUUAUACUCGAGCAAUGAAGUUCAAAGAGGAUGUUUUGGCACUGUGCUACGAGAGAUUUAAGGACAAAAAAGAAUCCGAUGAUUAUAAAGAUUUCUGUGCAAAAAAUCACUUCUGGCUCCAGGGAUACGCUUGCUUUGAGGCGCUGCAAGCGAGGUUCCCUGAUGCCGCAAGCUGGUUGGACUGGCCCCAAGAGUACAGGAACUACCGUUUACUACGAAAAGAUUCGGCGCUGAUGGAAGCGUUAAACUCAGCAGCCAUUACCAAUGGCAAGACUAUCCCUCAGACGACACCUGAAUUCCACAAAUUUGUGCAGUAUAAAGUUUGCACGAACUGGAAGGACUUGCGUCAAUAUGCGAAUGAGAGAGAUAUCAAAAUAUUUGGAGAUGUCGCUUUCUAUGUCAACUUGCAUAGCAGCGAUGUGUGGAGCUACCCUGAAAUGUUUCAGAUGAAUCCAGAAACCAGUGAACCUCUUUACGUGUCAGGUGUACCUCCAGAUCCUUUCUGCGCAGAUGGACAACUUUGGGGUCAUCCUGUUUAUGACUGGAAGGCCCACGAAAAAACACAGUUCCGCUGGUGGACGAAGCGUAUCAGGCUUACAUUUGAAAAAGUUGACGCUUUGCGGUUGGACCACUUCAGAGGUUUCGUGGCAUACUGGCGAGUGCCCUAUGCGCACGCAAUUAAAUACAGAACAGCCAGCGAAGGAGAAUGGGUUGAAGGACCUGGAGAAAAAUUGUUUGACGCAUUAUACAAAAACAUGGGGUGGCUGCUUCCGAAAAAGGCCCUGCCGUCCCAGUUACCGAAGGAUAAGCAUGGCCACAGCUCGUUGAUGAAAAAACUCCGUCACUUGUGGGGGGUUGGGGGGCACCAAGCACAACAAGUUCCUCCUCCUGAGUCUCACAUUGAUGCCGAUAUGUAUGAGCCCCGGUUAACAUACAGAGGCACAGCGCCUAUGAUUGUCGCGGAGGAUUUAGGCUUCAUCACCGAGGAAAUUGUCAUCCUCCGAGACAAGUUCAACAUUCUCAGCAUGAGGGUGAUGCAAUUCGCAUGGGGCGAUACCGAUAAAGGGCCCAAUUGCGAACACCUGCCCUACAAUGUAACCCGCAACUGCUGUGUCCACACCGGCACCCAUGACAACGACACGUUGGUGGGCUGGUGGAGAACAGCAUCGCCGGAACAGAAGAUUCAUCUGACAAAUUAUUUAGGACUUGACAAGGAGCCCACUCCGGAGGAGGCUCACUGGCACUUGGUUCGACUUGCUAUGGAAUCGGUGGCUCACCUGGUUGUGAUACCGGUGCAGGACGUCAUUGGGUACGGCAGUGAGGCACGAUUCAACCAGCCAGGAAGCGAUUCUCCGGCCAACUGGUCAUGGCAGCUAGAAAGUUUGGAUGAGCUCUACAACCCCCCCAUCUUCGACAGAUUUGUGAAGCUGUUAGAGACGUCUGGUCGAGUCAAGGCUCUCAACGAUUCUUUCCCCAAAUGA
Molecule: messenger RNA, 1842 nt
Organism: Neospora caninum
Lineage: Eukaryota; Apicomplexa; Conoidasida; Eucoccidiorida; Sarcocystidae
Product: putative 4-alpha-glucanotransferase
Exons: 3
Coding region: 1-1842 (613 amino acids)
Biological process (GO): carbohydrate metabolic process
Molecular function (GO): 4-alpha-glucanotransferase activity
Source: RefSeq, a predicted model, not a curated record